Plasmodium yoelii is the source of this 2769-nucleotide messenger RNA. Its product is annotated as elongation factor G, putative. Gene Ontology annotation, cellular component: mitochondrion. Gene Ontology annotation, biological process: mitochondrial translation; ribosome disassembly. The transcript has 4 exons. Bases 1 to 2769 code for a protein of 922 amino acids. Gene Ontology annotation, molecular function: GTP binding; GTPase activity; translation elongation factor activity. NCBI's taxonomy places the organism in Eukaryota, Apicomplexa, Aconoidasida, Haemosporida, Plasmodiidae. The record is from RefSeq and is a predicted model, not a curated record.
AUGAUAAAAAUAUUCUUAUCAAAAAGUUAUAAAGGUUUGGAUAGAUUUAUUUUGGUUUUAUUUUUGAUAUUUACUAUUGUGGGGGCAAAUGGCUUGAAUAAUAAGAAAAGGUUAAGUCAGUGUAAAAGUAUAUUUAAACAUAAUAGGGGAGGAAAAAGUGAAGGAAUAAAAUUGUUUAUUCGAAAUAAAUAUUUUAAUAAAAAUAAUGAUCUUUUAAGCAAAUAUAGGAGAAAAUGUAACAAUAUGCAUAAGGUAAAUAUUUUUCGAUUAAAAUUGAGUAACAAUCAUUCUUUAAAAAAAAAUGUCGAUCUGGAAAAUUAUAGAAACAUAGGGAUUAUUGCACAUAUUGAUGCAGGGAAAACUACAACAACAGAAAGAAUAUUAUAUUAUACUAAUGUAAUAAAAAAAAUAGGAGAAGUGCAUGAAGGUUUAUCAACAAUGGAUUAUUUGGACAUAGAAAGAGAAAAGGGAAUAACUAUCAAUGCAGCUGUAACUACAUGUUAUUGGAAUGGUAGUGAAAAAAAUUUAGGAAAUUAUCGUAUAAAUAUUAUUGAUACCCCUGGGCAUGUCGAUUUUACUGCAGAAGUUGAAAAAAGUUUAAGAGUUUUAGAUGGUGGAAUAGUAGUUUUUGAUAGUAGUGAAGGUGUUGAGUCACAAUCUGAGACAGUAUGGAAACAAGCAAAUAGAUAUAAUAUUAGCAGAAUAAUAUUUUUAAAUAAAUUAGAUAAAGUUGGAGCUAACUUUGAAUCUUGUAUUGAAGAAAUUAAAAGGAAAUUAAAUAAAAAAAUAUUGAUUUUAUAUGUGCCUGUUUUUGAGAUGAGCAAUUUUAUAACUACUAUUGAUAUAUUAAAAGAAAAAAUGAUUGUAUAUAAAAAUGCCCAUGAUUUUUAUUUUGAAGAUAUUCCACAAGAAUAUUAUGGUAUCUUUUUAAAAUAUAAAAAUUUAUUAUAUGAGCAGAUAGCCGAAAAUUUUAAUACCUUUUUAGAUAAUUAUUUAAAUGAUAAAGUUAUGAAAGUAGAAGAAGUUGAAUAUUAUAUAAGAAAACUAGUUGUGGAACAAAAGUAUAAUGUAGUUAUUUGUGGAUCUUCUUUGAAAAAUAAAAAUGUCCAAAUGCUUCUUGAUAUGGUUGUAAAAUAUUUACCUUCUCCUAUAGAUUGUAUACAAAAUUAUAAGAACCAAAUUAUAUAUAAAUAUGACGUUAAUAAAAAAGGUGAGAAAAUUAUAUUAAAUAGCAAAAAAGAUGAAAAGAGCAUAUGUGAGAAAAUGGAUAAUGUGAGCAUUGGUAAUGAUAUAAACGGGGGGGUUAAUAGCGAAAUAAAUAAAAAUGUUACUUCUGGAUCUAAUAAUAUAUAUGAUGAAUCUGUAAAUCAAGUAAUAAAUCAUAAAGCUAUUUCCAAUACUUUAAAUAGUAAUGAAAAAAAUGAAAAAGAUGAGUUAAAACAAAACGACUUAAUUUCAGAAGAAUUAAGCAAAGAGAAUAUAAAAGAUUAUAACAGAAAGUUUGUGGGGUUAAUUUAUAAAAUUAUGAACGAUCAACAUUUGGGAAAUAUUAACUAUGUUCGUGUAUAUGAAGGGAAACUAAAUAAAGGUGAUUUUAUAUAUAAUAAUAGAACAAAGAAAAGUGAAAAAGUAUCAAAAAUUUUUUUUAUACAUUCCAGUGAAAAAUAUGAACUCGAAAAUGCGUAUGCAGGUGAUAUUGUUGGAAUUGUUGGAUUGAAGGAUACCCAAAUUGGGGAUACAAUAAGUAACGUGUUUUUAAGAACUGAAUUAAAAAAAAUUAAAGAAAUACCUCCGAUUAUCAGUUUUUAUAUAUAUAAUAAAAAUAAAAAUGAAUAUGAAAAAUUAAUUAAUGCAUUAAUUAAAAUUAAAAAAGAAGAUCAUUCAUUUUUUUUUCAUAUAAAUCCUGAUACAAAAGAUUUACUAAUUAGUGGCGUUGGAGAAUUGCAUUUACAAAUUAUAAUUAAUAAAAUUCAAAAAGAUUUUAAUAUACCUAUUAUAUAUGGUCAACCCCAAAUAUCGUAUAAAGAGACAUUUGUUGAAAAUGUAGAAGCCCGAGGAAAGUAUAUUAAACAGUCUGGUGGUAGAGGACAAUAUGGUGAUGUGCAUAUUAAAAUAGAGCCUAUGUAUAAUUAUACUGAAGAAGAAGAUAAAGAAUAUGAUGUUAAUAAUAAUAAUGAUGACAAAAAAGAAGAAACAAAUGACGAUAUGGAUAAAAAUUGUAUGAAUAUUGAUACAUCAGAAGUAAAUAAUAAUAUUAUUAUAAAAAAUGAAAUUACAUGUGGAGCUAUUCCUUCUGUGUAUUUUGAUGCAAUCAAUGCAGGCAUAAGGGAGCAAUGUAAUUUAGGUGUUUUAUCUAAUUCUCCAUUAAUAAAUAUUGUUAUAAGAAUAGUAGAUGGUUCAUUCCAUCCUGUGGAUAGUAAUGAGCAUGCCUUUAAGUUGGCCGCAGGACUUGCAAUCAGAGAAGCUGCAAAAAAAACUUCAGUCCGAUUACUGGAGCCAAUAAUGAAUAUAAACGUAACAGUGCCAACUGAAUACCUUGGGGAAGUUAUAAGUGACUUGGUUAAAAAAAGGGGAAAAAUUCAACAUAUAGACGAAAGUGAUGAGUAUACCAAGGAAAUUUAUGCCAGGGCCCCCAUGGCAUCCAUUUUAUCAUAUGUUAGCGACUUAAGGAAAAUAACAAAGGGACGAGGGAAUUACACGAUGACACUACACACGUACUCAUUGGUACCGCCCUACAUACAGGAGCAGCUUUUACAAAAGAAGGAAUAA